AUGUUACAUGGAGGUGUCGAAAUGGUCUUAGUCUCUCUCAGGAGAAAAUGUUGGGUGCUACGAGGCCGUGAAGUAGUGCGCGCAGAACUCAGUCAUUGUUUUACUUGUAAGCGAUACAAGUCAAGAACUCAAACUCAAUUAAUGGGUGAUCUUCCCGAUUGCAGAGUCACUCCUAGUCCUCCGUUUCAGAAGACAGGAGUUGAUUAUGCUGGACCCUUUCCAGUUCGACUAUCAAAAUGUCGUGAAAAGGGCACACUCAAAGGCUAUAUCGUUGUUUUCGUGUGUAUGGCAACUAAAGCCAUACAUUUAGAGAUUGUGGAAGAUUAUUCAACAGAGUCGUAUAUUGCGGCCUUCCAGCAUUUCGUCUUAUGUAGAGGUCACUGUGCUGACUUAUACAGUGAUCAGGGUAAAAAUUUUGUUGGAGCUGACCACAAGCUCAGAAAAAUGCUUAAGGAUCGACAUCAGUCAGAUCAAUUUGCUGAUAACUUGUUGUCAUUAGGAACACAAUGGCAUUUUAAUCCACCGGCUGCUCCCCACUUUGGUGGUAUUUGGGAGACAGCCGUGAAAUCAACCAAGUUUCAUCUAAAAUGA
Messenger RNA from Copidosoma floridanum, 591 nucleotides. RefSeq lists its product as uncharacterized. The record is from RefSeq and is a predicted model, not a curated record. NCBI's taxonomy places the organism in Eukaryota, Metazoa, Arthropoda, Insecta, Hymenoptera, Encyrtidae.